Hordeum vulgare subsp. vulgare (domesticated barley) is the source of this 3318-nucleotide messenger RNA. RefSeq names its product calmodulin-binding transcription activator 4-like. The transcript is spliced from 11 exons. Lineage: Eukaryota; Viridiplantae; Streptophyta; Magnoliopsida; Poales; Poaceae. The record is from RefSeq and is a predicted model, not a curated record. Gene Ontology annotation, cellular component: nucleus. Gene Ontology annotation, molecular function: transcription coregulator activity; protein binding; double-stranded DNA binding. The coding region runs from base 366 to 2867 and encodes 833 amino acids. Gene Ontology annotation, biological process: regulation of transcription by RNA polymerase II.
CCGCCGCGCAAUUUCCCCUCUCUUCCCCGUCUCACGUUUUCAUUCUUCUCCUCCCCUAAAUUCCCCUCUUCUCUCUCUCCAAGGUCUCUCACACUCACUUGAACAACUGCCGCUGCUCGGCGCGACCGACUGGCAUCUCUGGACUGGAGCGAGUGAUUGCCUGCUUGCUUGUCCCAGAUCGAACAGUAUAGUAUUCAAGAAGUGGCACCACCCAGGGGUGGGUGGGUGGCGGCGACCCGGCCAUUCAAGACUCACCUCACCUCGUCCUCGUCCUCGGUGGCGCCUGCGGAUAUUCAGUGCCCUCGCCCCCCUCCCCCCCGCGCGGGUUCUUGGUCCCCUCCCCGGAGUUCGUCGAGGCCGGCGCGAUGCAGCGGCAGCAGCAGCAAGGUCUCGACAUACAAAGGCUGCAGCAGGCGGUGAGGACGCGGUGGCUCAAGCCCAGAGAGGUCCUCGAUAUAUUGCAGAAUUCCGAGCUGUUCGGGAUCCACAAUAGGACCCCUCAGAGGCCACCGAGUGGUUCUUGGUUUCUUUUCAACCGAAGGGUGCAUCGCUUCUUCCGGAAUGAUGGGUAUGUGUGGCAGAAAAAGAAAAAUGGGAAGAGCGGCAACGAAUCCCAUGAGUACCUUAAGGUUGAUAAUGUAAAGGCUCUGAAUUGCUACUAUGCUCGUGCAGAAAAUAAUCCUAGACUCAUGAGGCGGAUAUAUUGGAUGCUUGAACCGGCUUAUGAGCACAUUGUUCUUGUCCACUAUAGAGACGUUCUAGAGGGCAGCAUUUCAGUAUCAGUGCUAAACGGUUCGCCAACCUCCAACCAGAAUGGCAGUGCUAGCAGAGCUGAUGCACAUAGUUCGCCAGGGUUGACUAGUGAGAUAAUUGCGCCACUUCUCAACUCGUACAGCCCAGGAUCUGCGGAAGAAGUUAGUUCCCAGAUCCCGACCAUAAACAAUGAAACAAAUGAUAUAAGUCUAUUUGAUUGGCGGCGGACGCUUGAAAUGCAGCUGAGUCUGGAAAACAAGGAGCGUCAUGAUGUUAACACUGAUGAGGUUCUGCCAAAUCAUGAUCCUAUCCAUGUGCAUGGGAUUCAGAAUGAAGAAUUAGACGCAUGUAUAAACCUUGCAGAUGUCUUUGAACUGGACCAUGCUGAAGGAAGCCAUCCUUAUCCCGAUCCUAUCGAUGAUGCCCUCAUAUAUUCAGGAACAUGCUGGGACUGGGAGGAUGACCAACUUAAUUCUAUUCUACAUCCAGCUUCUGUGACAGUUGAUGAAAACCGAAGGUUUCAUAUUCAUGAUGUUUCUCCAGAAUGGGCAUUUUGUUCUGAAAGUGCAAAGGUUGUCAUUGCAGGGGACUUCCCUUCCAACCCCUCCAAUAGUUCAUGGGUACUAUUUGGUGAUUUUAAGGUACCUGUGGAAAUUGUCCAGGAAGGUGUCAUCCGUUGUUAUACUCCACACCUUGGUGCUGGGAAGGUGAGAAUGUGCAUGCUCGAUGAGAAUGGGAAACCUUGCAGUGAAGAUCGAGAAUUUGAAUUCGUUGAAAAGCCUACCAGCACAACGAUUAAUGGGAACGGGAAACCCAGCAGUGAAGCACGAGAAUUUGAAUUCCAACAGUGGCCUACCAAAAGUGACGAUGAGCUGUUGUUGCUUCUCAACUAUGUGCAGAUGCUUUUUUGUAGUCAUGGCUGUGAACUCUUCUCAAAGUUCAGGUUGCCACUCCCAAAUGUUCAGUUUGGUUUCCCAGUUAACCCCUCAGAGAUUAUAGGGAGAACAUGUGAGCAGCUGGACCGUGAGAACACUGUAAAUUGCAUCAUGGAAGUGGUGCUUAACAAUAAGUUCAAGGACUGGCUAUCAUCCAAAUUUGAACAGAAUAGUGAAGGGGAGUAUUUGCUUCCUAAGCAAUACCAUGGUGUUAUACAUACAAUUGCUGCAUUGGGAUACGACUGGGCUUUGGAACCGCUGCUUAGUUCCGGUGUGCCUAUAAACUUCCGUGAUGCAAAUGGGUGGACUGCUCUGCAUUGGGCUGCACGAUUCGGAAGGAAACAAAUGGUAGCGGUUCUUCUUACUGCAGGCGCUGCUGUAGGUGCACUUUCAGACCCAACAGCAGAAGAUCCUGCUGCCAAGACACCUGCUUCGAUAGCGUAUACAUAUGGUUUCAAGGGCCUCUCUGCAUUUCUUUCAGAAGCAGAACUAACCAGUACCCUUCAUUCUCUGGAAUCAAAAGAAAAUGGAAAUCUCGUAGAUCACAAUGGUGGAGUGAGUAUAUCUAGCGCUGUGGAUAGAAUAUCAGAUAAAUGCGCACAUGUGGAUGGUGGAACUGAUGAUCAGCUUGCACUUAAGGAUUCUCUAGGAGCUAUCCGAAAUGCUGUUCAAGCUGCCGGACGCAUACAAGCUACCUUCCGUGUGUUUUCCUUAGAAAAGAAGAAACAAAAGGCUCUUCAAAAUGGGGAUAGCUCUGCUUCACCUUCUAUUAUCGCAAGAGCUGCAUUAUCUAUCCAGAAGAACUUCAGGUGCUGGAAGAAACGUAAGGAAUUUCAGAGAAUUCGGAAAAAUGUCAUCAAGAUCCAGGCACGGUUCAGAGCUCACCGAGAAAGAAAUAAGUACAAGGAAUUACUUCAGAGCGUCGGCAUCCUUGAGAAGAUCAUGCUAAGGUGGUUCCGAAAAGGCGUUGGUCUGCGAGGCAUCAGUAGCAGGGCGAUGCCAAUCGACCAAGACGAGGAAGAAGACAUCGUGAGGGUUUUCCGCAAGGAAAGAGUGGAAACAGCUGUCAGCGAAGCUGUUUCGAGGGUAUCAGCUAUCGUCGGCUGCCCUGUCGCAAGGCUGGACUACCGCAAGAUGCUCGAAAUACACCAACAAGCAAAGGUUGGCCAUGGAAAGUAGCUGAUCUGGUAGCAGCCGAUGCUGAUGACAGAGCACAGGGCAGCCACUACCCUGUGUCCUCCUCCUCCCCUGUUAAAUGAUGAUCUGGAAAGCAGCUGGCGGCCUGAAGGACAGUAAAAGCCUUGGUGAGUAGUGGAUCCUGCCAAAUCACAAGGACUUACCAACAAAUUCCAGUACCAUCACCAAAGUCCAUGAUGAACCUUUUUUUUUCCACUUCUCUGUACAUAAAAUUAAAAAACCCAUGUGCAUAAGCUGACUUGUGGCCAGACUUUAGGAAGAUGUAAGGCCUAUGUAUGAUAAUGGAGCCUCAGGGGCUUUAAGUACCAUCUGCUUUGUAGUAUGUAGUACCAUCUCUCUCACAUUUGCUAGGCGUGUACAUGGCAAUAAAUGUCAUGGUAAAUCCUGAGCCGUAGCUCAAUUGUCAAUGGGAAGCAUGAUGGUGCCUUUGGAA